Molecule: messenger RNA, 2973 nt
Organism: Homarus americanus (American lobster)
Lineage: Eukaryota; Metazoa; Arthropoda; Malacostraca; Decapoda; Nephropidae
Product: proline-rich extensin-like protein EPR1
Exons: 1
Coding region: 1-2973 (990 amino acids)
Source: RefSeq, a predicted model, not a curated record
AUGUCCCCCCACGUCCCCCGCCUGUGUCAACACCCACACGUCCUCCUGUGUCAACACCCCACACGUCCCCUCCUUCCUUCCCCACGUCCCCGCCUGUGUCACGUCCCCCUCCUGUGCCAACACCACGUCCCCCGCCUGUCAACACCCGUCCCGCCUGUGUCCUCCCACGUCCCCGAUCCACACCACGUCCCCGCCUGUGUCAACACCCACACGUCCCCCGCCUGUGUCAACACCCACACGUCCCCGCCUGUGUCAACACCCACACGUCCCCCCCUGUGUCCAACACCCCACACGUCCCCCUGUGUCCCCCUCCUGUGUCAACACCCCACGUCCCCUGUGUCAACACCACGUCCCCCGCCUGUGUCCAACACCACCGUCCCCCGCCUGUGUCAAUCCCCACGUCCCCCCUGUCAACACCUACGUCCCCUCCUGUGUCAACACCCCACGUCCCCGCCGCAACACCCCACGUCCCCCGCCUGUGUCACACCUACACGUCCCCCGCCUGUGCCAAUACCCACGUCCGCCUGUGUCAACACCCACACGUCCCUCCUGUGUCCUUCCCACACGUCCCCUCCUGUGCCAGCACCCACACGUCCCCCUCCUGUGUCAACUACACGUCCCCGCCUGUGUCACACACGUCGCCUGUGUCAACACCACACGUCCCCCGCCUGUGUCAACACCCCCACGUCCCCCUGUGUCCACCCCCCACGUCCCCGCCUGUGUCAACACCCACGUCCCGCCUGUGUCCAGCACCCCACGUCCCCUGUGUCAGCACCCCACAUCCCCUCCAGUGUCCACCCCCGUCCCCUCCUGUGUCAACACCCACACGUCCCCCGCCUGUCAACACCACGUCCCCUCAUGUCAACACCCCACGUCCCCCGCCUGUGUCAACACCCCACACGUCCCCGCCUGUCAACACCCCGUCCCCCCGCCUGUGUCAACACCCCACAUCCCCGCCUGUGUCAACACCCCACCGUCCCCGCCUGUGUCCAGCACCCACGUCCCCUCCUGUGUCAACACCACGUCCCCUGUCCACACCCCACACGUCCCCCUCCUGUUCCACACCACGUCCCCGCCUGUGUCAACACCCCACACCCCUGUGUCAACACCCUACACGUCCUGCUGUGUCAAUACCCACACGUCCCCACCUGUGUCAACACCUACGUCCUCCUGUGUAACACCUACGUCCCACGCCUGUGUAACACCCCACGUCCCCCGCCUGUGUCAACACCCUACACGUCCCCCGCCUGUGUCAACACCCCACACGUCCCCCAUGUGUCCACACCCCACACGUCCUCCUGUGUCAACACACACGUCCCCCCUCCUGUGUCAACACCCCGUCCCUCCUGUGUCAACACCCCACACGUCCCCCGCCUGUGUCAACACCCCACACGUCUGCCUGUGAACACCCCACGUCCCCCGCCUGUGUCAACACCCCACACGUCCCCUCCUGUGUCAACACCCCACACGUCCCCCGCCUGUGUCCAACACCCCACACGUCCCCCGCCUGUGUCAACACCCCACACGUCCCCCUGUGUCAACACCCCACACACGUCCCCCCUCCUGUGUCCAACACCACGUCCCCGCCUGUGUCAACACCCACCGUCCCCUCCUGUGUCAACACCCCACACGUCCCCGCUGUGUCAACACCCCACACGUCCCCUCCUCCCAGCACCCACACCCCCCGCCUGUUCCACCCCGUCCCCGCCUGUGUCAACACCCACACGUCCCCACCUGUGUCCACACCCACACGUCCCCCUCCUGUGUCAACACCACACGUCCCCUCCCUGUGUCCACACCCCACACGUCCCCGCCUGUGUCAACACCCACGUCCCCCUCCUGUGUCAACACCCCACACGUCCCCGCCUGUGUCAACACCCCACACGUCCCCCGCCUGUGUCAACACCACGUCCCCCGCCUGUGUCCAACACCCACACGUCCCCCCUGCCGUCCCCCCUGUUCAACACACGUCCCCCGCCUGUGUCACACCCCACGUCCCCUCCUGUCAACACCACACGUCCCCGCCUGUGUCAACACCCCACGUCCCCCGCGUCCCCACGUCCCCCUGUGUCCACACACGUCCCCGCCUGUGUCAACACCCCACACGUCCCCCCUAGUCCACCCCACGUCCCCGCCUGUGCCACACCCCGUCCCGCCUGUCCUACCCCACCCCGUCCCCCGCCUGUGUCCUUCCCCACACGUCCCCCUCCUGUGUCCAACACCCCACGUCCCCUCUGUGUCAACACCCCACGUCCCCCGCCGUCACACCCCGUCCCCCUGUGUCACACCCACACGUCCCCCGCCUGUCCCCCCAGUCCCCCCCUGUGUCAACACCCCACACGUCCCCUCUGUGUCAACACCCACACGUCCCCGCCUGUGUCAACACCCACACUCCCUCCUGUCCAACACCCCACACGUCCCCCGCCUGUCAACACCCACACGUCCCCCCUUGUCAGCACCACGUCCCCCGCCUGUGUCAACACCCCACGUCCCCUCCUGUGUCCAACACCCCAUCCUCAUGUGUCAACACCCACGUCCCCCUGUCCAGCACCCCACACGUCCCCUCCUGUGUCAACACCCACGUCCCCCGCCGUCCACGUCCCCGCCUGUGUCAACACCCACACCGUCCAACACCCCACGUCCGCCUGUGUCAACACCCCACACGUCCCCGCCUGUAUCAACACCCACACGUCCCCCCGCCUGUGUCACCUCCACACGUCCUCCUGUGUCAACACCCACGUCCCCGCCUGUGUCCACACCCACACGUCCCCCCGCCUGUGUCCACACCCCACACGUCCCCUCCUGUGUCAACACCCACACGUCCCCGCCUGUGUCCAACACCCCACAUCCCCUCUGUUCAACACCCCACACGUCCCCGCCUGUGUCAACACCCCACACGUCCCCGCCUUGUCAACACCCCCACGUCCCCGCCGCGUAUCCCCCCCGUCCCCGCCUCUAUAUCCCAACCAAUAG